This is a messenger RNA of Suillus paluster, 1144 nucleotides long. RefSeq lists its product as uncharacterized. The transcript has a single exon. NCBI's taxonomy places the organism in Eukaryota, Fungi, Basidiomycota, Agaricomycetes, Boletales, Suillaceae. The record is from RefSeq and is a predicted model, not a curated record. The coding region runs from base 122 to 1138 and encodes 338 amino acids.
UGCGCAGAACCUUGCAUCAGGGUCUUGCACCUUCCCGGUGCCUGUACGCCAGAAGGCGCUACUUGAUGACGACGAGUCAAGUAUAGCGCUUGUGGACGUAGAUCCAUCUCAGAGAUGGGAAAUGGAUCGACAACGUGGGGUUCCUCUCGGGGAAAGGGUGGCGAGGCACCAUCAACGGACCGUAGAAUCACAUAUUCCAGCCGUGUUGCAGCGGUUUAGUCAGGCUCCAAAACGAAGUCCUAUUUCUCAGUCUCGUUUCGCGAACUCUCGAUUGUCGCUCAGGAUUCCUGAGGAUCAAGAUCCGUAUUCCGACGACCGCAGCGUGCAGGGAUCGUCUGAUACUUCUCCAGUUACGCCCAAACACAAGCUACCUCUACCGCACAUUCCCCUUUCGCCAUCGAGAAUAUUCCAUAGAUCUCAGUCACCACAGCCCUCAUCGUCUGUCAUCUCAUUAUUGCGCAACCCCAGUCCAUUCUUCAAGAGUACACCUUCACCCCUCAAUCUCUCUUUACCUUCCCCACUUCACAGUGGUCACGGUGAUCACCACUUCUCUCGAAAGCUCUUCCACCGGAAGCGGAAAGAGCGUGCAAAUAGUGAACCCUUGGAGGACUGGGAAGUCUUGGAUCGUACCGAUUCAUCUCAUUCGUCGUUGGACGACUCUCCAGCUCACCAUAGCCCUCCAAGCCCGGCUCCUGCACCAAGUUCAGGCUUCGCUGAGACGUGGCCUUAUCCCGAUGUCUUCACAGAAGAUACGCGCGUCUCAGUUGCGAAUCGACAUCCAUACCGCCCUAGCGUUCGGACUGUACCACCAGCUGAAGAGCGUCCUCAACGUCCAGCUUCCCCUCCAUUUGUUAACCGACAUAUUCGGAGGCGCACUAGUUCUAGUUUGCGUAGCGAUCACGUGAGCGCAUCGAGCGCUCCAGUAUCCCCAAUUUCUUCGUCUUCUGCUUCCCUCUUUAGCUCUUCGAGCUUGUCGUUGGCCACUGUUGGAAGGACACUUCCACAGAUUCUCAUUCAUAUGCAUCUGCCAAGACCUUCCUCUACGAUGGACCCUGAGCAACCCACUUUCCCGAGCAACCCCCACAAAUCCCCUCCCUCCUCUUCCCAGACGGACGGACGCACUGCUUCCUGUUCGUAAUGAUGA